AUGGCCAGCCCGAAGCAGUGCCGGCCCAAGUCGGCCCCGUGCCGCUCGCGGUCGCCGCCGGAGCAGCCGCUGCGGGUGAAGGUGGUGGGGCUCUUCAAAAGCUCCAGCUUUCAGGUGGCCAAGAGCGCGGCUGAGGCUUUGAAGACUAAUUAUCCAUCCAAAUUUGAAGAUCCUAUAAUAGUUCCUCUUCAAGAAUUUGCAUGGGAUCAAUAUCUACAGGAGAAAAAAAGGGAACUCAAGAAUGAAAUCUGGGAAUAUUCUUCCUAUGUGAUGUGUUUUGUUAAUGAUCAGCUCCUGGGUGAUGCAUUUGAUCUUCAGAAAUGGGCUCAGAAGAUGUGGGAUAUAGUUGAUUUUAAGCCCCCAGAACUUUAUGAGGCACUUACUGUGGAUUAUGCUGCUAAAUUCUUAACAGACACCAAGCAUGCUUUUGUGUUCUUGGACAUUUCUAUUGAUUUUUAUCCAAUUGGAAGACUGGUUUUUGAGCUCUACUGUGAUGCAUGUCCCAAAACAUGUAGAAACUUUCAAGUCUUGUGCACAGGAAAAGCAGAGUUUUCUCAAAGUGGAAUCAGGCUACAUUACGUAGGUUCAAUUUUUCACCGAGUAGUGCCGAAUGGUUGGAUACAAGGAGGAGAUAUAGUAGAAGGAAGAGGAGAUGAUGGAGAGUCGAUUUACGGACCAACGUUUGAAGAUGAAAACUUUUCAAUUCCUCAUAAUAAAAGGGGAGUUCUUGGAAUGGCCAACAAAGGCCGUCACACCAAUGGGUCACAAUUCUACGUCACACUACAGCCAGCACCCUAUCUAGAUAGAAAAUAUGUGGCUUUUGGGCAAUUGAUUGAAGGAACAGAAGUUCUUCAAAAAUUGGAAUUGGUUCCAACAGAGAAUGAAAGACCAAUACAACGAUGCGUAAUUAUUGACAGUGGAGAUCUUUAUGCCUGAUUUUCAUAUCAGUAUUCUCUGACAACUUAUGCAUCUGAUCAGCUGUUUCUAUAUUUAAUUAAAUAGUGCUUGAUAAAAUUUAAUUUGAAAGCUGUACAGAUGCUGUAGGUUGGCCCUCCAAACACCCAAUCCCUCCCCAUUUUCCUUUCUUGUCUCUGCCACAGACUAUAAAAGCAAAACACUUAAUUUCCCACCCUCCUUUGCAGCCAGUAAUGGCCAUGGAAUACCAUCUCGCCAGUGAGACAAGUAGAAUGCCAGUGAUCCUGCCCCUUCCCCUCAACCAGCCUUGAAUGCAGACAGGCCAGAGCUGUGAAGGAAAGGCCAAGAGAACUGGAGAUGUCAGCCCCAACUCUUGGGCUGAACGACCAAUGCCAGCAAGUACCUAUCUCUGGCUUCUUACUGUAAGACAAAUAGACUCCUGCUUGUUGACGUUACUAUUGGCUCAUUAUUUUGCUACUUGUAGACUAAAACAUUCUUAGCAGCAGGAACUAAUGGCCUUCCAAUCCUACAGCACUUGGAGCGGAAUUAUGUUGUCUGUGAAUUACAUUUUUGCCCUAAGAAAGUUGGUAAAUAAAAUAAUAGAAAUAGAAAAAAUAGAAUAGAACAAAUAGAAAAAUAGAACAAAUAGAAAAAAGAGGCAAUAAAAAAAUUCACUGUAAUAUUUCAUAGUUUACAUGCAGCAUUCAGAAAAAGGCAUCUAUCUGACAUGAAAAGAAUGCUUAUCUCUGAGCCACACCAACCAUAUGAAAACCAAAGGCUUGGGUUAAGCAGCCCAACACAAAUCAGCCCUGUGGUCAUUGACUCCAGAGAUGUUAUUGGGAUCCUGCUUCAUCAGCUGUUCCUUAAUCUGAGAUUCUUAAAUCCAUCACCAGGGGAGCUUUUAAAACACAGACUGCAGGACCCUGCCCUUGAUCUACCGAGUCAGAGUCUCGAAGUGUGGGAAAGGGAUUCUGUUCAUUCAUUUAGCUCAACCUAGAGGAUCCUGUUUGGCCAGCUGGGCACAGUCAUUUAGAAAUCACGGCAAGACGUAAGUGACUAGUUUCAGCCCCCUCUUUGUAGUUAGUGAAAUGAGUGACUCUGUUGGUGGUGACCUUGCUCAGCUGCCUCCACCACUGCUGCCAUUGCAUUCAUACUAUGCCCAAAGCCAUUAAGAUUUUGGGUUUUUCUUGCCCUUUGCAGAAGGUCGGUCUUCCAAGAAUGAUCUCUUAAGCAGACAGGCCUCUAAUUGAUUUGGAAGUUGCCAAAAGGAGGCAUAUGCUUUCUUUGACUUUUCAUUUUGAAAGGAUUAUAAAUUUACAGGAAGUUGCAAAAAUAGUACAGAGCAGUCCUGUGUGCUGAUCAUCUAGGUUCUCCAAUGGACAUAUCUUACACAACAACUAUUGUACAAUAUAUAAACCAGGAAGUGACAUCAGUACUGUGUGUGUUAUCAUUUUAUCAUGUGUAGAUUCAUGUGACUGAUACUGCAGUCAAGUCACACAAGUUUUCAAAAAGACCUCCCUUGGGCUACCACUUUAUAGUUACACCUACUCCCCUGCUCUCCACCAUCCAUCUCUAACUCCUGACAACCGAAAUGGGAUUUUUUGUUUUUGUUGUUAAAUCACAACUUUAUUGCUAUUUGGUAUAUGCCUUUAUAGUAAGAUUGGAGGUGGAUGGGGAGAAAGCAUACUGCCUAUGUCACAUUCUCAAGUGACCCUGAGGCAGCAGAGUGUUAAGAAUGUGUGUUCUGGAGCCAGACGGCCUUGGUUUGAAUCCUAGCCCUGCCAUUCCCUAGAUGCAUGCAUUUAGGCAAGAAUUCCCUGUGCCUCUAUUUCAAAUCUUCAUGUCAAAGCAUAGCACCUACCAAACAGAGUUGUUGUGAGGGUCCAAGGAAUCAAUAAUUUAUAUGCAGGAUCUAGAACAGAACCUUUUUGUGCUAUAUGUGCUCAUUAAAUGUAUGCUUAAUAAAUUACUGGUAUACCUUCAGGA
Messenger RNA from Neogale vison (American mink), 2901 nucleotides. RefSeq names its product peptidylprolyl isomerase like 6 (gene PPIL6). NCBI's taxonomy places the organism in Eukaryota, Metazoa, Chordata, Mammalia, Carnivora, Mustelidae. Gene Ontology annotation, biological process: protein peptidyl-prolyl isomerization. The transcript has 8 exons. Gene Ontology annotation, molecular function: peptidyl-prolyl cis-trans isomerase activity. The record is from RefSeq and is a predicted model, not a curated record. The coding region runs from base 1 to 936 and encodes 311 amino acids.